AUGGAUUGGAAGGAGAAGUGGGAGAUGAUAUAUAAGGCCCGGAUGAGGCAGAUUGUCCCGAGUCUCUUCCUUGGAAAUGUUCAGGCAUCGCACAAACGGGAAAUGCUUGAAGAGAACCACAUUAACGCAAUUGUCUCUCUUACUGAUGUUCGAUGGGUAUGGUGGAGUUCCAGUACAAGAAAUGCAGGCGUCCCAGAGCAUCGUCACAAAUGGAUUCAGUGUGCAGAUUCGUCGACGCAAGACCUCCUUGUCCAUAUGAGUGAUAUCUGCGACUUCAUCGACCAAAUGGCAUCCCCGGCUCUUUCCUCAUUGCUCUACUUGCCCGAUGAGCACAAACAUGAACUGAAUGACAAGCCACACGGUGAACCUUCGGAGGCGAUAUUGAUUCACUGCAACCUUGGGAUAUCACGCUCGCCGACGAUUAUCAUCGCCUAUCUCAUGCGCAAGUUCAACAUGCCGCAAGCAGACGUAUUGCGUUUUGUUCAAUCGAAGCAAAAAAUCAAACCAAGCGCGAAUUUCACUCGUCAACUUCACGUUUGGGAGGAGGUUGGAUACGAAAUAUGGGAGAACUAA
Penicillium egyptiacum is the source of this 573-nucleotide messenger RNA. The record is from the annotation of a GenBank genome assembly. Lineage: Eukaryota; Fungi; Ascomycota; Eurotiomycetes; Eurotiales; Aspergillaceae.